This is a messenger RNA of Calliphora vicina (urban bluebottle blowfly), 745 nucleotides long. It is a transcript of the gene Irbp18, whose product is annotated as Inverted repeat binding protein 18 kDa. The coding region runs from base 119 to 448 and encodes 109 amino acids. Gene Ontology annotation, molecular function: DNA-binding transcription factor activity, RNA polymerase II-specific; RNA polymerase II cis-regulatory region sequence-specific DNA binding. The record is from RefSeq and is a predicted model, not a curated record. Lineage: Eukaryota; Metazoa; Arthropoda; Insecta; Diptera; Calliphoridae. The transcript is spliced from 2 exons. Gene Ontology annotation, biological process: regulation of transcription by RNA polymerase II; DNA-templated transcription.
AAUAAAAUUAUACAGUUAAUAUUUACAAUAAAUUAUUUAAUAAAUAACCAUUUAAAAACUGAACCAAAAAGUAAAACAAAUAUAUUAAAUUAGUUAAAUAUUAAACAAAGUUUAAAAAAUGCCAGCAAGAAGAAAAACUGGAGGAGUCAGUAGCCCUAUGUCCGAUGACAAUGGAAAUAAGGAUAACGAGGCGUAUAUAUUGAAAAGGCAAAGAAAUAAUGAUGCUGUUAAGAAAACCCGAGAAAAAUCCAAACAGACCGCCCAGGUGCGCAAGGAAAAUGUGGAAAAGUUACGUGUUGUCAACAAACAAAUGGAGACUAAAAUAGAAAUGGUCAAAGCCAAUGUAGAAGAUUUGAAGAAUUUACUAUUGCAUAAAGUCGAUUCUUCCAAACAUGAUGAAGUGAUUAAAAAAAUACUAGAAGAAGAAACUGAUGAAGAUGAUGACUAAAACAAGGGGGUGUUCAAAAAAACUAUAACACUGGAAAAAAGGCACUAUUAAUGAAAAAGUUUCAAGCUGUGAAUUUACUGCUCUGAGUGGACUAACAAAAACUUUCAAAGAAAAAAGAAUGACCUAGAGAUUACAAUAACACACCAAGUAAAUCAUAACUAAAUAUGUAAUGAAAUGCUACAAUCUAUAAUAAAUAUUGGUAUUUGUAUUUGUUAUUCAUAUAGAUAAUUAAAUCUUUGUAUGCAACUAAAUUUCUAAAUAAAAACUCUAAAACUGCGUAGCUUGUGAACAGAGCAA